AUGUUGCUAUAUCUAAACCACGCUGGUGUUGUAGAAACGGCGGCUGGCGAAGUCAUUGACCAGUCGGUGAUUCCGGACAACGACAUCGGCCUAUACGUAAACAAACCCAUCUCGGACUCGUUAAAGUUCGACCUGCUGGUCAACCCAUGGAUGCCGCCGCCGACUUACCAGAUGCCAUUCAGUCUGCGCAUGCGCAAGGGCAAGAUUGGACGGGCGUUCCUGCACCACUGGCACCUGCGCAAUGGCAUAACCUUUUCGCACGUGCAAAAUGGCCUGUUCUGUCGCUACUGUGUACUCUUCUCCGACGAAGUAACCAAUCGAGGAUCUGUUCGCAAGUUUAUACAACUGGUCACUGUACCGCUUCGGCAGUACCGAAAGCUUACGGGCGCAGAUGGCCAUAUAACGAAUCAUAUCAACACCAAGUGUCAUAAGCGUUGUGCGGAGGUGGCGUUAAUAUUUGAAGCAAAAAUGAAAGACAAGCUGAACGCUUGCAAAAGGCAGGAAUGCCCGUCAGAGGACGAUGCUGAAGACCAGUGGUGCAAGAUGCAGAAGUUGGCAGAAUCAGUGGUAGAUGAAACUUUUGGUGAUCACGAACCAGGUACGUCAAGGGCUGUGACGAUGCUAUCCAGCGAAGCGAACGGCAACGAGUUGGAGGCAGCGUAUGCUUUAAGUAGCCUACUGACGUUUGGUAUGGAAAUGAGCCCGGUGCCAACAAGCGAAACAGCGGUUCUUCCACGUCAAACUCUAGCGGAGACAGCGCCAGAGCAGAUAUAUUCCAAGGAAUUGGAGAUGGAACUGUACUCAAAUUAUGAACAGGUAUUUUCUGCCCUUAAAGAGAGCAGCAAGGGUGAUGGAACGUCGAAAGAACCGAACGCGGGAAGGAAAUCCAUCAAUAACGAAAUACAUGAUAAUGCAGUUCAACUGCACAGAAGCUUGUCAGUGAAACCUAAUCUGCCGUUUCCGUUUUGCGCUGGCGUUUCCAGGGGCCUUCGCAAUGAUGACGCGAAUUCCAGUCUCUGUGAGCACUCGUACAGCGAAUCAAAUGAAAGUUCCAUCGAUAGGAAACGGACUGACACGAUUUGA
Soboliphyme baturini is the source of this 1083-nucleotide messenger RNA. The record is from the annotation of a GenBank genome assembly. Lineage: Eukaryota; Metazoa; Nematoda; Enoplea; Dioctophymatida; Soboliphymatidae.